Molecule: messenger RNA, 1111 nt
Organism: Hypomesus transpacificus
Lineage: Eukaryota; Metazoa; Chordata; Actinopteri; Osmeriformes; Osmeridae
Product: calcium-binding protein 1-like
Exons: 7
Coding region: 263-688 (141 amino acids)
Molecular function (GO): calcium ion binding
Source: RefSeq, a predicted model, not a curated record
AACGCGCUGCACAACAUCGUGGGGCCGGCCUGCGUCUUCCUACGACAGAGUUUCGCACAGAGCCAGCUUUUAUGAAUCCUCUAGAAUCAUCAUCAUCCUCCUUUUCAUCAUCGUCAUCCCCUGAAGAGACACUGUAUCUCCCUCAUGCUUACGAUGACAUCAUCUUCAUCCUCCCAUUCUGAGCCACCUGAUUGGAGGAGCCCUCAACAUUAUCUCCACCCAUGAGCAUCCCACCAUUGAUAGAAAUCUACGUCCGGAGGAAAUGGAAGAGCUGCGGGAGGCCUUCCGGGAGUUUGACAAGGACCGUGACGGCUUCAUCAGCUGUAAGGACCUGGGGGAGUGCAUGAGGACCAUGGGAUACAUGCCCACUGAGAUGGAGCUCAUCGAACUGAGCCAGAAGAUCUGUGGCGGCAGAGUGGACUUUGAAGACUUUGUGGAGUUGAUGGGUCCCAAGAUGUUGGCAGAGACUGCAGACAUGAUCGGAGUCAAGGAGCUCAGAGAUGCUUUCAGAGAGUUCGACUCUAACGGAGACGGGCAGAUUAGCCUGGUGGAGCUGCGCGAGGCCAUGAAGAAGCUGAUGGGAGAGCAGCUGAACCACCGCGAGAUCGACGAGAUCCUGCGAGACGUGGACCUGAACGGGGACGGACUGGUCGACUUUGAGGAGUUUGUGAGGAUGAUGUCUCGCUGAAACAGCCACCCUGACCAACCAAUCAGGAAGAGGACUGAUGCUGCACUGUGAUGACCAGACCUCACACUGUUCUUAUGCUGUUGUCAUUCUUAAUCUGAUGUACAGACUCUUAUGUUGUUUUGUAGCUAUUAGUUCUGUAUUGAUCAUCUUUCUGUUGGUUUAAUUCUCUGUAUAGAACCCCUCCCUCCUGUGUGUUGUGUUCCGCUGUGGAAGAGAACUGCCAAUGUGACGCAGCUGCAAUGAUGAUUCAGCAAGUAACUCGUCUUAAAUUCUUAUUUAACGUUUGUUUAAAUAAAUCUGUUGAAUUAAUUUAACACUAAGCUUUCCACUGUUUUGAUUGCCAUUUCAGCUCCUUCAUAUGAAGUAUCUCUAUGUCAUUAAAUCCUGAAUUAAAACAUACGUGGUACUCCUUAGUUCUCUACU